CAGUGCGCGACACGGCGUGCGGGACUGUGAAGGACGCCGACGGGAAGCUUGUGAUGAAAUAAGUCAAAUAUAAAGCUCUGUCAGGAGGAAGCUGUUAUGAUGGCGGUGUCGUGUCUAACUCGAGCCCUACGCUCCCUGACUCUUUCCCAGCCUGCCCUGCUCUCCUCUCAGGCGGUUGUUCAGGCCAAGCUGGGAGCUCAGGUGCCCAGUGCAGUGGGACAGUGGAGAGGCUUCCUCACCACAGCCUCUCUGGAGCAGAACAAGAGAUACUGGAAGCAGAGGGAGAAGUACACCAUCAGGGCUAUAGGGAUGAGGAAGACAGGAGGCAGAGAUCACACAGGAAAGAUACGGACACACGGUAUUGGUGGCGGCCACAAACAGAAAUACCGGUGGGUAGACUUUCAGCGGCUGCGCUACGAAGAAAACAAAGAGUCCCAGCCAUUUGAUGAGAAGGUGGUUGAAGUGCGGUACGACCCAUGCAGGUCUGCUGACAUCGCUCUGGUAGCUGGAGGCAACCGGAAAAGAUGGAUCAUUGCUACAGAGAACAUGCAGACCGGAGACGUCAUUAAAACAUCUGCAGUUAUUGGACGCAUGGCAGUCUCAGCCAAUGAGGGUGACGCCUACCCGCUGGGAGCACUUCCUGUGGGGACACUGGUGAACAACCUGGAGACACAACCAGGGAAGGGAGCCCAGUACAUUCGUGCUGCAGGCACAAGUGGCAUUUUGCUCCGUAAAGUCAACGGAACAGCAAUUGUCCAGCUUCCAUCGAAGCAGCAGGUUCAGGUAUUGGAGACCUGCAUGGUAACAGUUGGACGCGUGUCCAACAUCGACCACAAUAAACGCAUCAUUGGCAAAGCUGGUCGCAACCGCUGGCUUGGCAGGCGCCCUUCGAGCGGCUUGUGGCAGAGAAAGGGAGGCUGGGCAGGACGCAAGAUCAAACCGCUGCCUCCAAUGAAGGUGUACGUCAACCUGCCCUCAGUCUCGUCUUGAUAACACAUGGGACAUGUUCAGGACUGGAGAAUAUUGUAAUGUUAUUGUGGUUGGAGCUAUAAUAUGAAUAAAGACAAACUGUUUGUACAGAAGAUUAAAAAUUUUAUUAAACACAA
This is a messenger RNA of Epinephelus lanceolatus (giant grouper), 1106 nucleotides long. RefSeq names its product mitochondrial ribosomal protein L2 (gene mrpl2). Gene Ontology annotation, cellular component: mitochondrial large ribosomal subunit; ribosome. Gene Ontology annotation, molecular function: structural constituent of ribosome; RNA binding. Lineage: Eukaryota; Metazoa; Chordata; Actinopteri; Perciformes; Serranidae. Gene Ontology annotation, biological process: mitochondrial translation. The record is from RefSeq and is a predicted model, not a curated record.